AUGUCUUCAAUUCUUUCCAAAAUUGCACAAGGUCUCGAAGGAGAAAUCUUUGAGCUUGAUAGUGAUGGUUAUGAAGCUUCUUUGAAGUCUUAUUUCACUCUUCAGGAGGCACAGCUGAAACCAUCUUUUAUUAUCGCCCCUAAACAUGCUCAAGAUGUCGCCCAUGUUCUAAAGUCUCUAAGAACCAUAAAUUCUGCGACUGAUAUUGCUACAAAACUGGCUGUUAGAGGAGGCGGUCACAGCCCUUUUGCAGGCAGCGCUAAUAUUGACAAUGGUAUCACAAUUGACCUGCGAAAAAUUGACACCGUUGAAGUGAAUGAAAGCAAGGACAUUGUCUCAGUCGGAGGAGGUGCUAUCUGGGGUCAAGUAUAUGAUAAGCUUGAUGCGUUGGGCUUGUCUGUGGUUGGGGGUCAUGUCUAUGAUGUAGGGGUAGGAGGAUUUACUCUUGGAGGAGGCUUUUCUUCUUUUUCGCCAAGACAUGGCAUGUGUUGUGAUAUGGUUCAAAAUUUCGAGGUGGUUCUUGCAGAUGGUCAUAUCAUCAGUGCCAAUGCCAAUGCAAAUUCGGACCUCUGGAUUGCACUCAAGGGAGGAAGUAAUAACUUUGGAAUUGUAACUCGAUUUGAUAUGAGAACGUUUCCGCAAGGCAAACAAUGGGCUGGGAUAGUCGUAUAUCCAAUCUCCACCUUAGAUGAGAACUUCAGGGCACUCAAUAGUAUGCAAAACGAUUGGGACCCUUAUGCUUCGAUGAAACUGAGUAUCACAUUUUCACCUCAAACAAAAUUCACUAUUGCAUCAAACUUCGAAUACACCAAAGAAGAAAGUGAGCCAGCCGUAUUCAAACCUUUCAUGGACAUCAAGCCUCAAUACAGAAAUACAAUGAAGAUCUCGACCCUCGGUGAAACUGCCAGAGACAUCCAGAAAAUGCAAGCCAAAGGAACUCGUCAGAUCUUUGCUACUACAUCCUUCCGGUUUUCUGUCGCUCAUUUACAGAAAGUAUACACCCUCUUCAAAAGUGCGGCUACCUCUGUGGAGAAUAUCAAAGGUAUGCGAUGGACGCUGACAUACUGGCGUCUCCACGACUCAAUUACUGCCAAAUCGAGAGCAUCUGGAGGCAACUCAACAGGCCUUGAUACUUCGCAGGGCUCCAUUGUUCUGUGCAUAUUGACCUACUCGUGGGAAGAUAAAUCUGACGAUGAACGUAUGGAUGGAACGGCUAGAAGAUUUAUCGAAGAAGUUGACGAGUCCAGUAAGAGUGCAGGGUUGUUCAAUCGCUACAAGUAUGUGAAUUACUCGGCGGGCUAUCAGGAUCCAAUCAGUGGAUAUGGCGAUGAAAUGAAGAGUAAUUUGCAAGCAGUGAGCAAGAAGUAUGAUCCUGAGGGCUUUUUCCAGACUGGUGUCCCAGGUGGCUUCAAGAUAUUACGUUAG
This is a messenger RNA of Botrytis byssoidea, 1425 nucleotides long. RefSeq lists its product as uncharacterized. Lineage: Eukaryota; Fungi; Ascomycota; Leotiomycetes; Helotiales; Sclerotiniaceae. The transcript has 2 exons. The coding region runs from base 1 to 1425 and encodes 474 amino acids. The record is from RefSeq and is a predicted model, not a curated record. Gene Ontology annotation, molecular function: FAD binding.